UAAAUAGAAUGUUUCGCAUAAACUUUGUUUUCUGCACGACUUACUUGCGUAUUGGACUGGCCACGCGAUAUUCCCAUGAGUUGAAUAAUUUGGUGCGUUUAGUUCGUCACGUUCAAGUCCAUCUCAUUGUGCCAAAGUCAGCCAACGCAGGCAGGCAGAUGAAUGCAACGCCUUGGCUGUGGUCGGCACAUACUCUCCACACACAACGAGAAAGAGGGCGAGGAACAGAACAGGGUGGGAGGGUUUGCUAGACGGGGAGCGACAGCGAGAGAAAGAGAAAGCCAAGCGUAGCACAAGGCAGGCUGCUAGCUGAACAGGGCAGCAUGGCGGUGGUACGGGAGUUCCAACAAGGCAGCCGCUGUCACAGAAAAACGUGGAUUAAUAUUAUACUCGGAAUUCUACCGCUACUUUUGCCCUGCGUACAGCAUGGAGGGGCUCAAUUGCAAGCCCUGAGUCAAAUGUCCAGCGUGGUCGAGGUCUGGCAAGCUGAGGAUGCUGACCCAGUAGUCCCAACUCAGGUGGAAGAGCGCAGCAAAGACAGUCUUCCACUGGAAGAGAGCUCCUCAUUCUACGUGCCGGAGAAUGGAAGGCCGCUGCGCUUCCAGCCGCCAUCACUGGAGUUUGGGACACAGCCACUGGGGCUGCCAAGAGCUGAAACCAUAUACAUACACAACCCCAGCCAGGAACUCCCAGUGACACUGCUGUCAAUGUUUACAUCCAGCAGACAUUUUCAUAUGCCUUCGUUCUACAGAAGGGUAAUCCCACCCAGAGGGAAGGCCUCCUUUAAACUAGUCUUCCUCCCUACAGAGGAGGGAAACGUAGAAAACUCAUUAUUUAUAAACACAUCGGCCCACGGGGUGCUCUCUUACCAGGUUUUUGGUUUGGGCGUCCACCGUGGCUCUUUAAAGGGGGUCAAUAAGAAGGACAGUGUCCUCAUAUUCCCCCACAUCCAGAGCAUCAAGCUAAGCCAAACUCAGGAAGAUUCUUCCAACAUCACUAUCCUGGGGCUACUGCUAGAGUGCAGUUUACCCAAGAGCAUGUACAGCCAGCCGCAGGGGUCCUGCUUCCAGAGCAUUGAGGACCAUGCGGCCGGGGUGGAGCAGCGACUCAACCUCCAGAUCAGGCUGUCAGAACGCACAGAACGCCCAGCUGACCUGGACAAGCUCAAGCCCUACAUCAUCGAGCACAUCCUGGUCCUGUUGGUCGCCCCAGCGACGAGCCGCGGCUCCGCCAACGGGGAGCCAAAAAUAGGAAUUUAUAUGUUGAAUUCAGGAGGAAAGAAACUUUAUGUUAAGGAAAUACAGUUAUCCAAAGUGGACAGCACUCUGGAGUUCAGCCCAGUCCUGCUGAGAGCAUCAGCGACAAACUUCACAGAAGUGGCUACACUAGCCUGCAGAGCAGGGUCUCUGCUAGGUCAGGGUAGAAGAUGCUCCAGUCAUAUUAGCCUACAGGUCCUGGGGAAUCACACAGUGAACACUUUCCCUGGCUUCCACAUCACACACAGGGGGUUGGAGCUGUCUAGUCUCUUCCAGGUGAGACAGAGGCAGAGGGGGGCAGACCACGUGGACCUGUGGCUGACCAACACCCUCCACUUCCCCCUCGCAGUCCAGGACGCCACCCUCUCCCCGGAGUCCCAGGGCUUACUCAAGGUGGUCAACUUCAGCGCGGCGGUGUCAGUGCCCCAGGGUGGCUGCUGGCGGCUCCUCUCCCUGCAGCUCCUCAACAGGAGCCUGCCCCUAAACCUGCUAUCCACCCUCUCCCUGACCACUGGCUUGGGUCUGGCCCUGAAACUACCCCUCCACUUUCACUCCACCCUGGCCAAGCAGGGUAAUGUUGUGUUUGAAGCGGAGGGUGAGUGUGGCCGACUAUGUCCUCUCAGACUGUCAGAAGCAGGUCGUGUCCAGUGGCAGCGCUCUCUCCUCCCAGACUCCUCCUCCUGGAUGCUGGACAGCAGACUAGCCUCGGAGCUCUGCGCUCGCUGGCAGAUCCGCAAAGACCAGCUGCCCUGCAGGUGGCCAAGACUACCAGCGGAGACCUCGUCCCCUCUAGACUUUGGUGCUGUCCCUGUCAAUGAAAGCAAGGUUAAGCUGCUGACUCUGAAGAACCCCUCCUCCUCUGUGGUGUGUGUGGAGAUCAGAGCCCUCUCCCUGUACCCGGCCCCCUUGGAAGCCCUUGACCUCCUCACCAAAUGGUUCAAUAUCAGCCCCCUCUCUGUCAACAUCAGCACUACAGAGUUCACUCUGCUGCAUGCAGAGCACAAGGGCGGGGAGAGUGUGCGGGGAGAGGGAGUGCUGCGUCUCCUCCUCCAGCCGUGGGAGAGCAGGGAGGUGGCCGUGGUGUUCACCCCCUCCGAACACAAACCCACCACCACCAUCCUACUCAUCAGGAACAAUCUGACAGUGUUUGACAUGGUGAUGGUGCGGGGUCAUGGGUCCAAGGAGCUGCUGAGGGUGGGGGGCAAGCUGCCGGGACCCGGAGCCUCAUUACGCUUUAAUGUCCCUCAGUCCACCCUCAUGGAGUGCCGAGACGGCCUGCGCACCAACAAGCCUCUGUUUGCCAUCUGGAAGAGCUUCAAGGUGGAGAACGCCGGGGAGCUACCCCUUACGGUCACGUCCAUGAACAUCAACGGCUACAAGUGCCAGGGCUUCGGCUUCGAGGUGCUGCAGUGCAGGUCCUUCAGCCUGGACCACAACUCCUCCUCCGAGAUCACCAUUGCGUUCACUCCAGACUUCACGUCGUCCUGGGUGAUCCGGGACCUGACCCUGGUGACGUCGCGCGGCUCAUCGUUCCCCUUCACCCUCAACGUGACGCUGCCCCACCACAUGCUGCCCCUCUGUGCCCAAGUAGUGCCCGGCCCCAGCUGGGAGGAGACAUUCUGGGUGGUCACCCUCAUCUUCACCUGCUUCUCCCUGGCAGGUGUUUGUCUGAUGGCUUUCCACCAGGCCCAGUACAUCCUGACUCAGUUCUCCAGCCCCACCCCCCGGAGCAUCCACAACUCUGCCCUGUCCCGGGACAAUGGCCCCGUCAACAACAUCACUCCCCAACGGAGUCAAUAAAAUGAAGGGCAGCUGCAAGACGUACGUGGACACCUGCCACAACUCUGACAAAGGAAAGGGGCGUGGCUCCCCGGCGGUGGCCAACGGCUCCACCCCCCGGGCCCAGCCAUUCUCCAACUCCUCCUCCAAGAAGGGUGCCUCCACCACCCCCUCCCAGCCGCAGAAGAAACACAAGGUGUCCGUUUACUACGGCAAGUACAAAACCAGCUCCUACGCCACAGCGGCGACGGCCGCCACGGCGACCGAGGAAGAGCGGGAGCUAGACUU
Messenger RNA from Salmo salar (Atlantic salmon), 3323 nucleotides. RefSeq names its product transmembrane 131 like (gene tmem131l). Gene Ontology annotation, cellular component: membrane. NCBI's taxonomy places the organism in Eukaryota, Metazoa, Chordata, Actinopteri, Salmoniformes, Salmonidae. The record is from RefSeq and is a predicted model, not a curated record.